This is a messenger RNA of Ostertagia ostertagi, 234 nucleotides long. The record is from the annotation of a GenBank genome assembly. Lineage: Eukaryota; Metazoa; Nematoda; Chromadorea; Rhabditida; Trichostrongylidae.
AUGAACUACAACCAAGGUUACAACCAGACCAACGUCCCGCUUCACAACAUCGACUAUAACCGCGAUGGCAGCCAUAACGCUCAGGAAGCUGGAAAUACCGCCAAGGGAAAACUGAACGAGGCCGGCCGUGCCAUCAAAAACACCGCUGAAAAAGUUGCCGAUAAGGCCGGAGAGCUGAAGGACAAGGCCAAGGAAAAGAUCCAGGAUGGAGUCGAUGCAAUCAAGGGCAACUAA